Gigantopelta aegis is the source of this 8062-nucleotide messenger RNA. RefSeq names its product major facilitator superfamily domain-containing protein 10-like. Gene Ontology annotation, molecular function: transmembrane transporter activity. The record is from RefSeq and is a predicted model, not a curated record. NCBI's taxonomy places the organism in Eukaryota, Metazoa, Mollusca, Gastropoda, Neomphalida, Peltospiridae. Gene Ontology annotation, biological process: transmembrane transport. The transcript is spliced from 13 exons. The coding region runs from base 338 to 1750 and encodes 470 amino acids. Gene Ontology annotation, cellular component: brush border membrane.
UUCAAAUAUAAACCCUUCUUGAGUCAGCUUUGGGUAAUAUUAGGUACGCUAUACUAGCCUAUAGAAUUAUUAUACCAUAUGCACUACUAUUUGUCAUUACUAAACAAAGGAUACUUAUAUUAGACAGUUUUUAUUUAUAAAACAAAAAUAACUGUGGUGUGUUUUCACUGCUGAUCAGUACGGUAACUCCUGAACUAUCUUCUUUGUCGCCGGUUUCGUGACUUUUGACCUGGAACCCGGAAGUGAAGUUAACUCAAUUAACAAGACAGAAGUUUACCAAGUUUAGGAUCUAGACCGAUGCCUACUUUAUGAUAUUCAAUUAUUAAUUGCUACAAUCAUGACAUCGAGGGUUUCCAACAACAACAAUGGGAUGUCCACCCAGAGCAAAGUGAAAGAACUGAGUCCCGUACAGUUUGACGAGAAACGUAUGAACCGGGUUCUGCACACAAUAUUUGUAAUUCUUGUUGUCGACCUCCUGGCCUUCACCGUAAUCCUGCCUCUCUUGCCAUCACUGCUCGAUCACUAUGGAAUGUUUAAGGGGACCCGUGAUUUUUAUAAAGUCCUACAUAAUUCAGUGCAGUCUUUCCGUGUGUUUGUCGGAGCCCCUGAUACACCGAGGUGGAACGGUGUUCUCUUUGGAGGUCUGAUUGGAUCCUUGUUUUCCUUCCUGCAGUUUCUGUCGUCCCCUAUGAUUGGUGCAGCCUCAGAUAUAUAUGGACGUAAACCCAUGAUGUUGUUAUGUAUGGUUGGUGUGGCAAUAUCAUAUGCCGUCUGGGCCGUGUCAUCUAACUUCACUCUGUUUGUAUUGGCGCGUGUGAUUGGUGGAAUCAGUAAAGGCAACAUCAGUCUGUCUACAGCCAUUGUUGCUGAUGUGUCCACCCCGGAGAAGAGAGGAAAAGGAAUGGCCAUGAUAGGAAUAGCCUUUUCGAUUGGUUUUGUGUUUGGCCCGUCGAUCGGUGCGAUGUUUUCCCUGGUGGCGAAGGAUUCCACUCUGUUCUACGUGCUGCCGGCUCUGUUUGCUCUAGUGUUGGCCGUGUCAGACAUCCUGCUGGUCAAGCUGUAUCUGGAGGAAACCCUCCCACCGCAGAAGAGGGCAAAGGCAGUAGAGUCCAUCUUCCAUAAUGCUAGUCAGUUCAUAAACCCAGUAUCUUUGUUCAACUUCAGUCCAGUCAAAGAUUUGAAAGAGGAAAAUUAUAAGUCUGUGAGACGAAUUGGUGUGGUUUAUUUCCUAUUUCUCUUUAUUUACUCGGGUCUUGAGUUCACGUUGCCGUUUCUGAUGUACAACAGAUUUCAGUAUGGCAGCAUGCAGCAAGGCAAAAUGUUUUUGUUUAUUGGAACAGUGAUGGCUUUAGUGCAAGGAGGUUAUGUGAGAAGAGUGAAAGCCGGCAAAGAGUUAAAGGUAGCAGCCCAGGGUAUCUUGCUCCUGAUACCGUCGUUCUUGCUCAUGGCAUACACAUCUUCCAUAUACGCCAUGUACUUCGGCCUCGCUCUCUUUUCAUUUGGUUCUGCGACGGUUGUGCCCUGUCUGACGACGCUGUUGUCGAUUCACGGCCGGGUAGAUCAGAAGGGAGCCAUCAUGGGGAUAUUCCGCUCUCUGGGCGCGCUGGCUCGAGCUGUCGGUCCGGUGUGUGCGUCAACAGUGUACUGGAGCUGUGGUGAGGCAGUGUGUUACUGCACUGGAGGAGUCUGCAUGUUUCUACCUCUCGUGCUUGUGAUUGGAAUGAAAACUGUCAAACCUGUCUCUGAUUAGUACACUUACUGUUAUAAAUAUCACCCAGCAACAAACAGUGUUAUAGAUAGUAUCACCUAGCAACACUGAGUGUUAUAGAAAAUAUCACCUAUCGACACUGAUUGUUAUAGACAAUAUCACCUAGCAACACUGAGUGAUAUAGAAAAUAUUACCUAGCUACACUGAGUGUUAUAGAAAAUAUCCCCUAGAAACACUGCCUGCGUUUAUAGCCAAUAUCCCCUAGCAACACUGAGUGUUAUAGAAACUAUCACCUAGCAACGUUACGUGUUAUAGAAAAUAUCACCUAGCGACACUGAGUGUUAUAGAAAAUAUCACCUAGCAACACUGAGUGUUAUAGACAAUAUUUCCUAGCAACCUUAAGUGUUAUAGCCAAUAUCCCCUAGCAACACUGAGUGUUAUAAACAAUAUCUCCUAGCAACACUGAGUGUUAUAGAAAUUAACACCUAGCAACCUUACGUGUUAUAGAAAAUAUCACCUAGCAACACCGAGUGUUAUAUACAAUAUUUUCUAGCAACACUGAGGGUUAUAGACAAUAUCACCUACCAACACUGAGUGUCAUAGACAAUAGCACCUACCAACACUGAGUGCUGUAGGCAAUAUCACCUAGCGACACUGAGUGUCACAGACAAUAUCACCUACCAACACUGACUGUUAUAGAAAAUAUCACCUAGCAACACUGACUGUCAUAGACAAUAUCACCUACCAACACUGAGUGUUAUAGGCAAUAUCACCUAGUGACACUGAGUGUUAUAGGCAAUAUCGCCUAGUGACACCGAGUGUUAUAGGCAAUAUCACCUACCGACACUGAGUGUUAUAGGCAAUAUCACCUACCGACACUGAGUGUUAUAGACAAUAUCACUCCGAAACAAACACUGUUACAGAUAAUAUUACCUAGAAACACUGACUUGUUAAGACAACAUCAGCAACAGAUAUUCAUAGAUAAAAAUCACCUAGCAACACUGAGAGUCACAGAAAAUAACACCUAGCAACUCUUAGUGUUUUAAGUCAAAAUCAGCUAGUGACACAGUGUUAUAGACAUCACCUAGUGACACAGUGUUAUAGACAUCACCUAGCAAGACAGAGUGUUAUAGAGAACAUUACCUAAAUCAGUUACUGUUAAUAGAUAAAAUCACUUAACAACACUUAGUUUUAUACAUGUAAUAUAUUACCAGAAACUUUUCAUGUCAUUCAUAUAAAGAGAGCCAAUAACCAGAAUUUGGUUCGUCCACCAUUUCACUUUUCUUCUUUUUCUAAUGUAAUUUUUUUAGAUAUUAUACAUGACAUAGGAGUGAUGAAAAGCUAUAGAAUUUGAAUAAAUAAAUAAAAUUGCUCUCUCCCCCCCCCCCCCCCCCCCAGAUUUCCAAACUUUAAAACAUCUUUUUUGUUUUGAAAUCUGUGAUUUUGGACAUAGCCAGUUAUGAUUGUCAGUUUUUGAUAUUACUUUUGAUAAAUUCUUUCAUAAUAAUAUUGAAGAUAAAAAAUCAAAAUUAAAAAAAAUCAGAAUAUAUUUGUGAAAUCAAAUCGGCAUUUCAGAUAGUGGACUAUAAAUGAACAGUGGUCACUGUAGUUCAGAAUUAGAUAAUUGUGUUUCUGACGGUGGCAAAGUUAUUUACAAGAGUUACAGUAAUCCACAUUUAAAUUUGAAAAUUUCACAGCCAUACAUUGAGUGUAAAAGAUAAUGUGACAUGUUGCGUGAUAGGCUGGGUGUUUAGACCGAGAGGAACUCGACCAGUAAAAACCACUGGCGUUCACGUCUUGGUUGGAGUUUUAUGGGUUUUUAAUUAGUACCACUCCAUGGAACGAGUCAUUCCCUGUGUUGUAUAUAGUCAGUAUAUACAAUAACACAGAGUAUGACUCAUUCCAUCAAGUGGUUCUAACUAAACACCAAUAAACUCCAGUCAGGACCCAAAUACCAGUGGUAAGAAUAACAUUUGCUUGUGUUCAAUUGUUUCUUUUGAUCUCUGAAAAUUACCCAUCCAAUAAGUAAUGGGGAUUGUUAUAUUAAAAAAUGUUGUGUGUCUGUAUAUUACAGAUGCAUCUGACAAUAUAUUGGCUACUUGUGUGUGGUUAAAACUAAAGGUCUCUUUGUAGAUGUCUCCGUGUUAGUUAAUGUCUCAGAUGGGAUCAGACUAAAACAAAACCAUAACCAAAACAGAACCCAUAAAUAUGAAAAUCUGUUCUCAGGCUUUUGUUAUGAAUAGAUCUAACAGCUGUAGUCUACUGUUAUAUGCUAACAUUUUCUCUACAUGUUUUGAUACGUUUUUACUUGCUCUGUUUUAAAAAUAACACAUAUUGUUAUAUUAGUCUUUGAAUUAUGAGCUUAUUUAUCAUAGUGAAAGGUGAUAUAUUAAUAAUUUCAUAAUAACUUUCAAUUUAUAUUUCUAACUAGUAUAUAAGACAACAAUUACGAAUUUUAUAUUUUUAGAUUGUUAAUAUUUGGAGUUGUUUACUUAUGUUUAAUAGCUAUUGCAUCGACUGCAUAUGCUUUUUACCAGCAACUUUUUCUCUGUUUUGAUAUUACAUAUAUAUCUAUAGGUAUAUAUAUUGGGGUUAGUGUGUUGCGAUAUGUGCGUAUGUAUAUUUAUUGUUAGUAUGCAGUUGUACUGAGGCCACCAGGGCCCAUGCUUCUACAACUCUAUAGUCUAGACUCAAAUCUAUAAUUAGGUCACAUGCACAGGAUUUCAGGGAAAAUAUUUCUUUCUGAUAGCAUGUUGGUAGGCUAGCAUAUUGGCAAAGGAAAAAAUAAUGGUAGUGAAAGUCUGUAACACAUAAAAUCAUGUCACAUAAUGCACCACAACCAUGGUUACUGAAAAACGGUUUUUCCAUGUGUUCUGGUGAUCAUAGGACACAAAACUGAAAAGUGUUUCCCUUAAAAUUUUAAAUCUUGUGGCUUGAGACACUUAAUUAUUAGUGUUGAGUCUACAAGCAAGGGGCCUGGUAGCCAUAGGUGUCUUGUAACGGGAGUGUGUAACUACACAUGUACCAUAGAUUAUUACAAUCUACCAAUGAAAACUAUGAAUAUAAUCACAUGAUAGUCUAUAUUUGCAUUAUAACAAUGUGAUUUGAGAUUAUUGACAUUUUUGCAUUGGUGGCAGUACUUACUUUGUAUUUAUUUUUAUUUUAUAAAAGUUUUUUACGAGAUGUGAGGGUUUGUAAUUACAUGUAUAUGUAUUUCUUAGGAUAUAAAUACAGGUUUUACUUGACAAAAUAUCAUUUUAUUAUUUUGAGCAUUGAAAAAAGGAUGAACCUUUUGUUCAUAUUUUUAUAACUUUUCUAGAAAUUUUGAAACCAUUUUGAUUGCCAUGACAGACAUAUAAUAUGUAAAGUGUAAAGUUUGUAAAAUAGUUAUGCUUAUACUGCUAUCGUAAACAUAUUUUUAUAUCUCUGGUGUUGAAAAUCACCAGACUUUAUUGAACUAAUUGUAUCUAAUUUAUUAUUUGUUGUCAUUAAUAUCUUGAAUAUUACAUAUAUAUCUAGUCAACCAGAUUGAAUGCAAUACCUUUAUAGGAUGAGUAAUCAUUAUUGGCACAAUGGGAAAUAAAGCUAGCAUUUAUAAAUAGACAAGAUAGACUGAGUCAGUGACAUGGACAACAAUGUGAUUUGUUUUAAAACAACAGGCAGUAAAAAAUAUCACUGGCCAUUUGUGUCUUUUAUAAACCACAAUAUUUUUUGUGUAAAUGUGAAAUUAAUGAAACUGCCAGAGUGUGGAUGAACAAGUCUAUCUUUCAGAUAAAGACAGGGAACAUUUUGUUUUCGAAGUCUUUGAUUAGCAAUAUUUCUAGUCAAUUAAAAAUUGAUUAGCAACUACUGUUUGUUUUAAAACUGAGUAGCAAUCUCAGAAACUUGUGUAGCAAAUUGCAACGCGAUACUGAACACAAUGUUCCCUGGAAGGCAGCAAACCAGGGUUACAAGACAUAAUCACUGUUGGUGCUGAUUAGUGAUGCUAAAUGGGAUAUAAACAGGGACCAUGGAGUGUAUUUGAAGGGGGGGGGGGGGGGGGGCACUGUUAGUAUGCUGGCCCAGGAAAUGGAAAUAUGAGAUUUGAGGGUCAUGCUCUAUAGAGAAUUUUUUUUAUUUGAGGUGUUCAAAUACAUUUUCAACCUUCUGAGUACAAUUACAUGACAAAUUGGGGGUAAGGGUGGGGGAGCAUAUCGUGUAUGCCCUGGCCUGUUCUGUGGCUUCUGAUAAAAAUGUUAUCAAGUUACAGGGUUAUUAAUAUACUAAGUGUGCCAUUACUAAAUUACUAAAUACAUUUUGUUGUAAUAUUGUUUUAUGAAUGGUCAAGCUGGAAUGUUUUUUUAAUACAUUUCAACUGAUCCUUGAACAUAAUCCCUGACGGGCAGAUUUUUCCAUAUUAAUAUUGUACCCUAUUAUAUGUCAUAUGAUUUUAGAAAUAUUACUUUGUUGUGUAUUGUAUUCAAUGUUUUAGAUCAUCAGCUUAUUAUAUUUUAUAAUUUUGAUGUUAAAUUUUGUGUUCAUGGUGGUAAAAUUAAUAUCCAAUUUUGUAAGCCUUAGAUAAACAUAUUUUUUCAUUUUUAUUAUUAUUAUUUGUUUUUAGGUGAUGGUAGUAGAAAAUGCAUAAACAUAUUUAUUUUUUACCUUGUAUAAAUAAAACUGCUUUGUGUUACAAAACAAACCACCAUAAGAAAUUACCUUGCAAUAUUGUCUCCAAUCCGGAAUGGUCAAACAUACCAUUUCACUCGAACCAAAAACAAAGUCCCACAUUUUUGUUUGAGUAAAAAUCUUCUAUUCUACAUUGAAGAGUCAAACAACACUUGUAUUUGGAGUAUAAUAUCUGUAGACAUUGGUGUAGACAUUGGUAUCAAAAAGAUGUAAGCAUAAAUAGUCGAUUGACUGUAACUGACUUAGCAUUAUAUAAGUACCAUAGAAUUUUGUGAUACACAAUAAAGAAUAUAUUUACAUCCCAUACCCACACCCAUGUACUUUCUCUAAGAAUGAGUCACAAUCAUAGCUAUUCAAAGCAAACACUUGCUCCAUUGUCACUUAAAAUGCUUUGCAAAAUGUAAUGCAAAUAUCCAAAUAAACUAAUACCAUGCAUGCACCAUCUGCUUGAUUUAAUCAGUUAUGAGCUCACAGGAGGAAUCAAAAUUUCCUCAAAACAUAAUUCAUUUGAUAGAUAUGAAAUAAAAUAAUUUUAUAUACAUGAAUGUCUUAGAAUAAAUCAAAAUGAGAAAACUGUUAUUGAAUUUAAAAUUAGAUGUAUACACGGCAGAUUCCAGUUAAUCUUUGAUCUUUUUGUUCAGUGUUCUAAAAGUAAACAGGUGAUCAGUCUGUAUUUACAUCCUUGAGAGUCUGUCUUGUGCAAAGAUAUGAAAUUAAGUGUAUUAUUGGUUAUGAAAAUUGGAUUUAGAGAAUAUUAAGUGUGCAAUUUUCUGACUCGAAGUAGAUCUGAAAGAAAACCGUAAUACGUGAUCAGGGUCAUAUAUCUGCGCAAUACAGAGUCGAAUGGGCAUUUGGCAAACUAGUGGUUGAUUUAAGAAUCUCUACCUAGUGCAUCGUCUAUAGGAGGACAGUCACUCCUGAGGAGAUUCUUUACUGGAGAUUUCAUCCCUCUUGCACCACCACAGAGGACUGCCACCAUAAGACUAGGUUUACUAAAUCAAAACUAGCACCAGACAGAGCUCAUUAGAAUAAAUACAGCUGAUAGAAUAGAAUUCAAGCGAGAUUUAAAACUGGUUAGAAUGAAUGCUCAGAAUGUAAUCAGACUCACUGCGUUUGAAAUGCACGUCUAUAGACUUUUAGCAUUUGUUUGAACUGGAUUCUAUACUCGUGUUAAAAUCAGUGUCCUUGUGUUCUUCGUAAGUGCGAGUAUUGAGUGAUAGAUAUAUUGGGAUGAAACUUAAGUGUGUAGAUUUUGAGAGUCAAAAGGUUACGUGUUUUAAUUAUUAUUAUUAUUAUUAUACUUAAAACUUUAUUGUCCAUUCAUACAGGGACAUGUACGAUGUGUCUUAUACCAAGUUCAAGGUCACACAUGUUUUUCAUGUAUUAUUCUUUUACUUGUUUUGCCUUUCAGUAUACCUUAUAUCAACGAUAAGACGUAUGCAAGCUAUACACAAUAGAUCACAGUUUAACUCACACAAAAAAAGAGCACAAUUAAAAAAAGUAUAUAUUAUCUAGUUUACAACAGAAAUUGUUUAUAUAAAUUAUAUUUGUAUAUAAUUCUAAGCAUUAUUAUACAUUAUAUUAGAUGAUUAAAGUUAUAUAAAAAUAAAAACAUUUAAAAUGUUCAGUGUUUGUCUUUAUUUUGUAGAUUGGUGAAAUGUUUACGUCUCUAAGUGUGGUCCCGAUUAU